GCACGUUGUUUGUCACUUGUUUGGGCAUUAGCAGUUAGCACUGAAUUCAACAAAUCUUCACAUGGCGAAUGGAUGUAAAGACGUGCUUUUUACACGCGGAACUGGACAGAGUGACGAUUCGGACAUAUGGGAUGACACAGCACUGAUAAAGGCUUAUGACAAAGCAGUUGCAUCGUUCAAGACUGCCCUGAAGGGAGAAGAUGAGAAGCAAGCCUCCAAGAAAAACCAACCAGGAAAAAAACGCAAGAACAACAAGAAGAACCAGAGCAGGAAAAGAACCAAUGCACCAUCAGAUAAAGAGUGGCAGGUGGGGGACUCGUGCUGUGCAUACUGGUCAGAGGACAGCCAGCUAUAUCCAGCCACCAUCUCCUCCAUCGAUGAGAGGAGGGGCACUUGUAUAGUUGUUUAUUCCGGCUAUGGCAACGAGGAGGAGCAGAAACUCGAAGACCUGCUGUCGGAGAUCUCUGAGGGUGAUGAGGAAUCAAAUACCAAGGUAAAUGAGGCAGAAUCAUCAACAGAGGAGAGUGACCGGUCCACCACACCAAACCAACACAAAUAUCAGCCACACAGUAAAGGCCAAAGACCCAAGACUCCAAGAGAACCACCUCCUGUGUGGGCUACUGGUUUCCCUCCGUGUCCCCCAGGCCCACCUCCAAUGCAUACUUUCAGACAGGGGGGAAGCAGGCGAUCCGGUGGUCAUGGACCUGUACCUCCUUCCUGGCCUCCCAUGAUGCCAUUUGGACCACCAAUGAUUCCUCCACCUCCACCAAUGAGCCCUGACAUGGUGGAUGACGAAGCCUUGGGCAGCGUGCUCCUCUCCUGGUACAUGAGUGGAUAUCACACAGGAUACUACCUGGGGUUGAAACAAGGACGCAAAGAAGCUGCCAAUUGGACAAAACUGCACCACAAAUGAAAUGAUCAAUCCGAGAUGUACUGUUGAGUUUCCUGUAGUGUCACAUUCAGCAGCAGCCUGUUGUGUCUGAUAUGUGUCCUUCUUGUUUCUAACUGUUCAUUUCACGUCAUGGAAGGGAGUUUUGUAUUCUUUGUAAAUAGAUGAAAUAAAGGCUAUCAGAUCAGAGUUGCUAA
This is a messenger RNA of Stegastes partitus (bicolor damselfish), 1086 nucleotides long. It is a transcript of the gene smn1, whose product is annotated as survival of motor neuron 1, telomeric. The record is from RefSeq and is a predicted model, not a curated record. Bases 62 to 913 code for a protein of 283 amino acids. Gene Ontology annotation, biological process: mRNA processing. The transcript has 8 exons. Gene Ontology annotation, molecular function: RNA binding. Lineage: Eukaryota; Metazoa; Chordata; Actinopteri; Pomacentridae. Gene Ontology annotation, cellular component: cytoplasm; nucleus.